GUGGAAGAUAAAAGAGUUAAGACGGAAAGAGUGGGACAAAAGGUGAAGGCAAGAUGCUGCCGCUAAAGCUGGUACGCUCUCUUGUGUUUGGGGAAACCAUCAACAACAACCCUCUCCUUCUUCCCCAACAUCAAGACGACGACGACGACAAUGGCAGUCACAAACAAACGGGCGGCGGAGGAAGAAGCAGAAGCAGCAGCAAAUCGAGAACCCCAUUUCUCCUAUUCCUCCCAACCAAAGAGAUUGUCACUGACACUUACAGACUUGCCACCAUAGCCAGAGAUAUGGGCAUGGACUUGCAUCCAACCCCAUCUCUCUCCCACAUCAUUCUCUCCUUCCCGCCUCCGCCGCCGUCCUCCUCCUCAUCUCCCUCUACAGCAUCGCCGUCCUCAUUUCCAUCGUUUAGGUCCUCAUCGUCGCUGUCGUCAACGUCUUUACCCGACGACGCGGUUCCCCUCCCCUUCCCCUGUCUCUCCGCCGCCCCAAUUUCCCAUCUUCGCGCAUUUGUCAAGCUCUCCAAAGGCCUUUUCAAGCUGGUUUUUGUGCGCUCCGAUUGCAAACCCAGUGAGGCAAAUAACGUUGGCAGUCAAAGCAAUUGGAAUUGCAGCUCAAUGUCGCUGUUUUCGCGGCUCACCGGUGACAGAAUUGAUACAAUGGAAGGGUUUUCCCGGGCUUUAGCGGGACUGGGAUGGACCCUUUUCAAGACCAAGGAAAACCCAACAACGGAUUCGAGGGACAGGAGGGUUUUCGGUGGCAGACCGGUGUAUCUAUUUAGAAAGGUGGAUACAAACAGGGUUAGAGCUUGCGCGGUCGGGGAGUGUAGGAUUCGGGAGUUGAGGUUGCCCCCACUGGAUUUUAGGAAUGCCCCUUUGAGAAUUUUGCACUACAUUCUUCUUAUGACUGAUGAUAUCUUCUAUCUUGCAUAAACGAUAAAAAGGGAUGUUCAUGGCAGCUUGACCCUUCAUCUCUAUGAAGGGUUACCAAAAUUGACCCGUCUAUUCCUUCAAAGAUAUGAUUUUCUUCAAAGGUACCUAUUUAACUUUUCUUGAAUCAUCGGAAAAUAUGUUAUGGAGUUUUUUAUAAUUUUCCUUGCCAUUUGUAAUUAUGAAUUGGUGAGGGGUCACUGAAUUGAGUUGUUUAUUUUUCAAUUUUGUUUUAGUAAACCUCACCAUUUUUAAAUGAUAGUUGUGAUUGGGCGAGGUUUCAGUUAUAUGUAUUUAUCUUCUUGUAGACCUCACCAUUCGUAAACUACUUAUGCCAUCAUGUGGGUAUCAAAUUCUCUUGUUUCUGUUA
Messenger RNA from Pyrus x bretschneideri (Chinese white pear), 1293 nucleotides. RefSeq lists its product as uncharacterized. The transcript has 2 exons. Lineage: Eukaryota; Viridiplantae; Streptophyta; Magnoliopsida; Rosales; Rosaceae. The record is from RefSeq and is a predicted model, not a curated record. Bases 54 to 926 code for a protein of 290 amino acids.